Vigna umbellata (rice bean) is the source of this 1746-nucleotide messenger RNA. The record is from RefSeq and is a predicted model, not a curated record. NCBI's taxonomy places the organism in Eukaryota, Viridiplantae, Streptophyta, Magnoliopsida, Fabales, Fabaceae.
AUGAAAAUUCGCCUUCAGAAGGGGCUACAGAUUAUUGACUAUCAUCAGCAUAAUUCAGCAUUGAACAAAUCUUCAUCGUCCUUCUCCUUUGAGCACUUAACUUUGACACCUUGCCUAGACAUUGACAAGGCUGAAUCUUGUGACCAAACAAUACCACAGAAAGCUUCCAGUGAUGAAGUAGCUUCUUUCCUUUGUGCAUCUUGCCGGACCAAAAUAUCUAGUCAGGAUUCCAGUUUGGUCCAACUGGCAUUUGGAGAAUGUAAUGGUAAAAACAUCAUGAAAGAGAAGGAGCUCGAGAAUGUUUGUAAGGAGCAAGCAGCUAGAAUUGAGCAACUAAAUCAGCUGGUGGAGAAAUUGAAAGGAGAGAGAGAAGAACUAAACUCCAUUACUAUGUGUAACUCGAUGAAAGAUGAAGAAAAGCAUCUAAGGGAAUUUUCCUCAAAUGGUCAUUUGCCAUGCAUUAUAGAGGAAAAAUGUGAAAUUAAAGAAGUUCAGGAAGAGUUAGCCCAAAAGGACGUCUCUUUUGAUUCAACUGAGAAGGAAUCACUUCUUAAGGAAAUUCAGAAUCUAAGGAGCAAGCUGCAAUCAUGUAGCGAUGCACCAGUAAAAAAAUCUACUGACAAACUAAGGUCUUCAUUGAUGUCAAGAUCCAUACAACUGCAAAAGAGCGGGGUAUUUUCUUAUGAUAAUGGCAACGAAGAGCUAGAGAAUGAAAGACAGAGAUGGACAGAAAUGGAAAGUGAGUGGAUUUGUCUUACUGAUGAACUUAGAGCUGAUCUUGAGUCAUAUCGCCAACGUACUGAGAGGUUGGAGAUGGAACUGGCGUCAGAGAAGAAGUGCACAGCAGAGAUAGAUGAUGCCCUAAAGAGAGCAGUUAUGGGACAUGCUAGAAUGGUGGAACACUAUGCCGAUCUACAAGAAAAAUACGAUGAUUUGGUUAUGAAACACGACGCCAUAAUGGAAGGGAUAGCAGAAGUGAAGAAGGCAGCAGCGAAAGCCUCGAAAAAAGGUCACGCCCGCUUUGCCAAGUCUCUUUCCGCUGAGCUUUCAGCAUUGAGGGUGGAAAGAGAAAGGGAAUCAAAAUUAUUGAAAAAGGAGAACCAGAACUUGAAGACUCAGCUUCGAGAUACUGCUGAAGCCGUUCAGGCUGCUGGAGAGCUACUUGUUAGGCUAAGAGAAGCUGAACAUGCAGCAGCUUUUGCAGAGGAGAACUUUGCAAAUGUGCAACAAGACAACGAAAAUUUGAAGAUGCAAAUUGAAAAGCUGAAAAGAAAACACAAGACAGAGAUUAAUACCAUGAAGCAGUACAUUACAGAGAGCAAAUUACCUGAGUCUGCACUGCAACCACUGUAUAAAGAGGAUUCUGAUGUGGCACACAAUGCAGCCUCCUCCUAUACAUACGAUGAUCAGGCUUGGAGAGCAGAAUUUGGAGCAAUAUAUCAGGAUCAUUACUAACUUACCGGUUGUUAGUAUUAUUAGCAUUAGAUAAAAGGGAAUCAGAUCAAAGUUCAAGUAUUUUGUCUGGCAUAGAUCCUACUUGGAUCAAAUGCCACUAUUCUUUUUGUGUAUUCCUAGAAAUUCUUUGUUUUUGUUCCAAUUUGUGAUCAUCCAAAACUACAAUUCAAUUGUAUCUUCUCGUGUAUUCAUCUCGUUGAUGUUCCUUACCCUAGAUUUUUCAUUGUAAACAAAUCGCCUAAUAGUUUUCUCAUUUCAGUUCUCUUUUAUUCCCAGACAUUCUAAGUCUCC